Salvia splendens (bonfire salvia) is the source of this 952-nucleotide messenger RNA. RefSeq names its product myb-related protein 308. The transcript has 3 exons. Lineage: Eukaryota; Viridiplantae; Streptophyta; Magnoliopsida; Lamiales; Lamiaceae. The record is from RefSeq and is a predicted model, not a curated record. Bases 23 to 877 code for a protein of 284 amino acids.
GACGAGGACGAGAGAGAGAGAGAUGGGGAGAACUCCUUGUUGCGAAAAAAUCGGGUUGAAUAGAGGAAAAUGGAGUGCUGAAGAAGAUGAUAAAUUGGUUAAGUACAUCAAGGCCAAUGGGGAAGGCUCUUGGAGAUCACUACCCAAGAAUGCAGGUUUGUUGAGAUGUGGGAAGAGUUGUAGACUGAGAUGGAUUAACUACUUGAGAGCAGAUGUGAAGAGAGGGAAAUUCACUCAACAAGAAGAGGAGACCAUUGUCAAGCUGCACAAGUCUUUGGGGAAUAGGUGGUCAGUGAUAGCAAGCCAUCUACCCGGAAGAACAGACAAUGAGAUCAAGAACUACUGGAACUCUCAUUUGAGUAGGACAAUAUACCGAUAUAGGUUCAUUAGUGAAGCCACCCUCUCUCCGGAAGACAUAAUCAAGAUAGCUAAGAACAAAGGUCGCAACAGCAAGAAUGCAUCCGAGCAGCCCCCGAGCUCGAAUGCCACGACAGUGUCAAGCAGUGGUACAAAUGCACUAAUGGUGUCACCCAUAAACGACGCAACACAAGGGAUGGAGUUGUUGGAGCCAUUCAUUGAAAUAGAUGAUGACAUAUUAAUGCAGCUCAACCACUUCUUACAAGACGAAGAUGACGAGGCAGCCCGGUGUCAGAACGAUGGGGAUAGAUUGACGAAUACAGGCAAUAGGACUACGAGUGAAGAGAGGGAUGGUGGCUGGGGCUCGGAUAUAGACAUGUAUGGUUGUUUGUCACCCAUCGUUUCGUUUUUCGGUGACGACCAUGUGAUGCAGUGGGAUCACAGCGGUGCUGGAGGCGACAUCAAUCUGUGGGACUCGUCUGAUUUGGGCAUACAAUCAGAAACUAGACAUGUGUGGUAAUUAAAUUGAUCAACUCUGAUAUUGGUUUUCUCAUGCAAUCAUAUUGAAUAAAGAAGACUGAUUGCAAUGUGGCAA